This is a messenger RNA of Mizuhopecten yessoensis (Yesso scallop), 2497 nucleotides long. RefSeq names its product O-phosphoseryl-tRNA(Sec) selenium transferase-like. Bases 69 to 1592 code for a protein of 507 amino acids. Gene Ontology annotation, biological process: conversion of seryl-tRNAsec to selenocys-tRNAsec; selenocysteine incorporation. NCBI's taxonomy places the organism in Eukaryota, Metazoa, Mollusca, Bivalvia, Pectinida, Pectinidae. Gene Ontology annotation, molecular function: tRNA binding; O-phosphoseryl-tRNA(Sec) selenium transferase activity. The record is from RefSeq and is a predicted model, not a curated record. The transcript is spliced from 11 exons.
CGCUAUUUGGUCGGCGGCCGGGUGUACCAAAAGAAGUGAGUAAAGAAGAAAACCAGAAACUAUCAAGGAUGGAUGCUGACUGCUAUAAACUUUGUGAGAAGCUGAUACCUGACACAUAUGUACAUCAAGGACAACAGGCCCGACAGGUCCACCAGAACAAGAUCAAACAUCUUCUGCAACAGAAGAAGUUGCCGGAGGAGGGUUGGAGCGACCUCACCAUUGAGAUCCUCCUCCAGGAAUUCUCUGUGAUGGAUAGUAACAAUUUUCCCGGAAAUUGUGGUGUUGGGGAAAGGGAAGCCAGAGUUUUCUCCCCUUUAGUGCUGAAGAGACACUACAAUUUUGGACAUGGAAUAGGUCGAUCAGGAGAAAUUACUGCCAUACAACCAAAAGCCGCAGGGUCAAGUCUCAUGAUGAAAUUGACUAAUAGUUUGGCUCUUGAUCUCAUCAGACUAUGUGGUAUUCCGUCUGUGAAGAGCUGUUUUGUGGUCCCCAUGGCAACAGGAAUGAGUAUGGUACUGUCAAUGUUGACCUUCAGACUAAUUCGACCCAAUGCAAAAUUUGUCAUCUGGCCGCGUAUUGAUCAGAAGUCUUGCAUUAAGUCCAUCAUUACAGCAGGUCUGACCCCUGUGGUGGUGGAGAACAGGCUGGAGGGAGAUGAGUUGAGGACGGAUGUACAGGCAGUCCGUGACAAGGUAGCAGAGCUAGGAGCGGACAGUGUUCUUUGUAUAUUUACCACGACAAGCUGCUUCGCACCUCGAGCCCCAGACAGGCUUGAGGAAAUAGGAAAGAUUUGUAAAGAUAAUGACAUUCCACAUCUUGUAAACAAUGCCUAUGGUCUACAGUGUACCAAGUGUACACACCUCAUACAACAGACAGCUAGAACAGGAAGAGUGGAUGUGUUUGUACAGAGUACAGACAAAAACUUUAUGGUGCCCGUCGGGGGAUCCAUUAUCGCUGGUUUUGAUGACAAGCUCCUGGAAAGAAUCAGUAAAACAUACCCUGGGCGGGCAUCAAUGUCACCGACAAUGGACCUGUUUAUAACACUGCUCAGUAUGGGUUCCAAAGGCUACAAAACACUAGUUAAACAGAGAAAGGAGCUUCACACUUAUCUACAAACGUCCUUGUCACAGUGUGCCGCCAAACAUAGACAGAGACUCCUCAACAUAACCCACAACCAUAUAUCUAUGGCCAUGACUUUGACAGUAGAUGGAUCCAGUGCUACAGAUAUAGGCUCCAAGCUGUUUACACGUUGUGUCUCUGGAACAAGAGUUGUUUCUCAGACUGGGAAGAUAAGUGAUAUAAAUGGCCAGCACUUCUGUAACUUUGGUGCCCACUCCGACGUGUAUCCCUGCUCCUACCUCACAGCGGCAGCCGGCAUCGGGAUGACGAAAGAUGACGUUGAUACAUUUAUAUCCAGACUGGACAAGGUGUUAUCCAAGGGUAAAAUGUUACCUUAUAACUCCAUCAACGAAACUGUUGUAGACAAAACAGACGAUAUAUUAUCACCAGAAUUGUCUGGUAAUGAAAAAUCACAAGGCGAAGGAACACUACAGUCCAGUCCGACACAAUCUGAUGAUGCUAAUUUAUCAUGAAAUAAUAUUUUGUAGAACUGUGUUACCACAAUGAAGAGUUUGAUAAAGAAAAAAAAAUAAUGAAUUGAAGGGAAAAAGGGGAAUUAAAAAGAAUUUAAAAGUGACAUUUUACAAAUACUGUGUCAGCAAACCUGCAUGUUAGUGAAAAAAGAGGAUUUUUUAAUUCUAGGUUUAUAUGCAAAUAUUUGUCUUUAACUCUUAUGCUGACUAAUUAUAAACUAUUACAGUAUCUUUGUAGUGUCAGUAUAGAUAAUUAUUUGAAGAUGAUCUAGCAUUAUUUCUAUAAGAUACAAAAAAAGUUCUUAUAUGAUAGAAUCACUUUUAAAGUGAAUAGCUUAUACAAGACUCAGAUAUAUCCAUAUACUCAUUCACCCCUGAAGAUACAUUUGAACUCUUCCAAUUCAAAGCUUUGAAUAGUUCAUUAUGAAAAAUCAGGGGUGAAUGAAUUGAUGUUUUACCUUUCUUUCAGCUUAGCCGGAUUUGUCUUGUGAUUAAUUUUGUCAAAAGGUCUUUGUAAAAGGGAUGGAUGGAGAGUUUUUCUGUCUCUGAUCUUAGGGUGAUACAAGAGCAUUCUGUGAUGUCACGUAUAAACCAACUAAAUAUCUUUCCGAAAGUGGUACACAUAUUUUAGUAAUAUGUAUGUGUGAGCCAAAUUAUCUAUUAAAUGCUAGUAUAUUGGUUUGGGAUGAAGACUAGUAAACCCUCUUGGUUGUUUCCUCAUUGCACACCCCUUCUAGUAAUUAUAAUUGAUUCUCUUUUUGUAUAUCUACCGGUAUAUACAGUCAAAUCUGCUUUUGUGAUCAUCUCUAUUAAGAGAUGUGUGUUAAAAUACCACUUUUAAUGUUAAUGAUAAUAAAAUAAUAAUUUUAGGUUCUUAUAUACUGCUUUAUCACAACCUACAUGUA